Messenger RNA from Daphnia pulex (common water flea), 2142 nucleotides. RefSeq names its product leukocyte elastase inhibitor-like. The record is from RefSeq and is a predicted model, not a curated record. The coding region runs from base 604 to 2007 and encodes 467 amino acids. Gene Ontology annotation, molecular function: serine-type endopeptidase inhibitor activity. Lineage: Eukaryota; Metazoa; Arthropoda; Branchiopoda; Diplostraca; Daphniidae. The transcript has 5 exons.
GCGUGCGGCCCCAGCAAAACAGUAAGUAGCUACCGAGCUGCCGGAGCUGCUGGACAGCAUAUAGCCUUAAAACUGUGCCAACGGCCAUUGUACCUUACCUUUUUCUCGUCCGACUCCACUCUAUGCACAUCCUCACCACAAUCGGUCGCGACCGAUUCGGUUUUGUUGUUGUUGCCGCGCUCCCCGCUCCGCUCGCACCGACGAUAAGUUCUGUCAAUCAAAUUGCCAUCUUUUCCGGGCCCAACGAAUUGGUUCCCCCUAUUUUUUUUUUGUCACGCGGAGAAGCUUUCCCUUUCACGUUCGAUGAACUUCGCGUAAGUUUUUCAGGAGCUUGACACUUCAAAAAAAGAAAAACGCGCGACGAACGGAAAAGUGGUUUUGUUUUUGAAUGUUUUCAAGCUUUCCGGCCAGAGACAGCAGCCAUCUAUAGUGAUUCCCGUCAUUUUGUUAUCCCUUUGAAUGAAUGUCAGUUAGAAGGAAAUCGUAGCGAUUUGUAGGUUAUAUUUACAGUGCCGCGCGUCGCCGUGUGGAAUACACCUUUCAAAAGUUACAGUGCUGAUUGCUCGCAAGUCACAAUACAUCACACCCCGUUCUGAUGUGCCGAUGCCAGUCAUGGAAAACCUGAUAGCGUGGAAGCCGUUGCGCAUGCUGAAGCGACAUUAUUUGAAACCACACAAUCGGCAAUGGAAUUUACCUUGGUCGUCCUGCUUCUUCCUCUUCGUUUGUGUCAUCACUACAACACGCGCUAGCCCGUUGAUGCAUCAGGCCGUCAACUCAGUUACGGGCAGCGGCGGCGGCAGCAGCGGCGGCGCAAGCGGAGUCGUGGACCUCCAACGCUUUUCGCGUUCUCAUUUCGCCUUCUCCUUGGACCUGUACUCGGCCCUGGCCGGCCAAAGCCCGGCCAAUAGCGAGGGCGAGGCGGGCAACUUGCUGUUCUCACCUUACAGCGUGUCGACAGCCCUUUCAAUGAUCUUUCUGGGCGCCGGGGCCGGAUCAACGACUUCCCUCCAGCUUCGCUCGGCCCUGCAUUUGAACAAUUUCAGCUUCAGCGACGUUCACGACUCCUACAAGACUGUCAUCAACAAAUUGAGCGACCCCUACUACGCCGAAAUACUCGUGACCAUGAACGGCAUCUUUCAACAGGAAGGCAUUUUCGUCUCGGAGAAAUACAAGCGAGCUCUGGAGGAAUUCUACAACGUCCAAAUACAGCCAAUGGAUUUUGUGCGGCAUCCGCAGCUGGCCGUUGACAAUAUCAAUUCGUGGGCAAGGAACUUCACCAAGCAGAAAAUUCCGCAUUCGCUCCGCAAGACGGCAGCGCCAGCGUCCGUUCACCCAGAGCUAGGGAUCACCCUGGCCAACGGACUGGCAUUCCGAUCCCACUGGCUCUUUCGAUUCGACCCUGCUUCCACUUUUGACAAGGGACUCUUUUAUACUACAUCGAAAAAAAGGUUUGAAAUUCCCAUGAUGGUUGGACGAUUCAAAAUUCCAGUGGGCUAUAGUUCUGACUUGGAGUGCAGGAUCGCAGAAUUGCCCUUCUCAUCUAGGAGGGUUUCUUUUUUCAUCAUUCUACCGGAUGAUGUCGAUCGAGGAAUAACCAAGCUUGAAGCCAACAUGACCUCUGAUAACAUCAAAGCACUUUUCUCUACGCUCAAGGAUGAAACAGUGAACAUCCGGCUUCCGAGGUUCCGCUUGGAGCAGCAGGAAAUUGAGCUGACAAAGACUUUGGCAGCGCUAGGAAUUCACGAUGUCUUUGACAAUGAAGAAUCAGAUUUAAGCGGCAUCUCAAGUGAAAAACUUCACUUAAACCAUGUGAUUCACAAAACAUUUUUGGAAGUGGAAGAAGACGGAAUGGCUGAGUCUACAACUUCAGGAUUGAAUCGAUUGGGAGCUUUUGGUGAGAAGUACUUUGAAGUGGAUCAUCCCUUUAUCUUCUUUUUAUGGGACUACCACAGUGGUAUCCUUCUAUUUAUCGGAAGAAUCACAACUCCGGAGCCUUGGAUUAAUUAAACAUGUGUCUAAAUAAAUUAUGACACUGCAGAGACUUAAUAUUUUCACGCAUCUUUUCCUUGCACAUCUAUCUCUUAUUUUAGUUUGUAGACUGUAUGUGCAUGUUUCUGUAUAUACAUUUGUUCCACUGUUUCA